This is a messenger RNA of Cicer arietinum (chickpea), 1102 nucleotides long. Its product is annotated as transcription factor bHLH95. Gene Ontology annotation, biological process: regulation of DNA-templated transcription; endosperm development. Lineage: Eukaryota; Viridiplantae; Streptophyta; Magnoliopsida; Fabales; Fabaceae. Gene Ontology annotation, molecular function: DNA-binding transcription factor activity; protein dimerization activity. The record is from RefSeq and is a predicted model, not a curated record.
UCUUAUAUAUAUAUAUAUAUAUAUAUAUAUUCUCUCUUUCAUUCUUAGACAGAAAAUGGCCAUGAGUGUAGAUCAUGAUGAAGGUGUUCAUUUGGGUUUGGUGUGGGAAAAUGAGGCAGUGGAUCUCACAAAUUCUGAUACCUCAGGUGAGAGUAGCAAACAGAAGUUAGAAAUGAAAGCAAUGAGAGAGAAAGAAGGAAUUAAGAAGCGAAGUGAUGGUGAAGGGAAAGAUGGUAAGUAUCGUGAUUCUGAUCAUGAAAUACAUAUAUGGACUGAGAGAGAAAGGAGAAAGAAAAUGAGGAACAUGUUCUCUGGCCUUCAUGCUUUGCUUCCUCAGCUUCCUUCUAAGGCUGAUAAGUCAACCAUUGUGGAUGCAGCAGUGAAGCACAUAAAAAAUCUACAACAAACUUUGGAAAAGCUAGAAAAGGAGAAAGAAAAAAGGCUCAAAUCUGUGUCCUCAUUUGGGAGUGAAUCAUCUAUAAUCAACUCUCAUUGGCAUCCCUAUGAGUCAAGGGAAGCAAUCAUAGCUGAUCAAGGAUCCUCAAAUUAUAACUUUCCUUCAAAUGCAAUUGUAACUUCAAAUCCUUCAAAUGCAUUUUCAACACCUCCACCACAAGUAGCCUUUCAAACAUGGUCUUCUCAAAAUGUUGUGUUGAACAUUUGUGGAGGUGAAGCACAAUUUUGCAUUUGUGCAACUAAGAAGCCAGGACUAAUGACCACAAUUGCUUUUGUGUUGGAGAAACAUAGGAUUGAUGUUAUAUCUGCCAACAUUGUGUGCAAUGGAAAUGGAAACUUCUACAUGAUUCUAGCUCAUGCGAAACAAGCUUCUCAUCAGUUGCAAGAUGCAAAUUCAAUGGAGGAAACAUACAAGCAAGCGGCUGGAGAAAUUAUGAUAUUGAUAUCAUAAGAUUUUGAUGAUAGAACUUGUCUUACCAUCUCGUAUAAUUUUUAUUUUUCCCCGAAAACAAUUAGAAAUGGCCAAACUUGGAUGGUCCUAAGAGCAAACGGGUACAAUCUUUCGUUUUUAUGGCGUUCGAACUAUUUUACAGCCUUAUGUGUUUGCUUUUCUAAUAUAAACAAGUUUAUUUAAAUUAAUUAUUAA